Molecule: messenger RNA, 321 nt
Organism: Laccaria bicolor S238N-H82
Lineage: Eukaryota; Fungi; Basidiomycota; Agaricomycetes; Agaricales; Hydnangiaceae
Exons: 1
Coding region: 1-321 (106 amino acids)
Source: RefSeq, a predicted model, not a curated record
AUGAACUGGCGACUUCCUGCGGUUUCCAGUCUCCGCAAAUAUUCGGAUACAGAUGACCCAGAACACGGCUACCUUGACUUUCAAAUCCAUGACGACGACAUUUACGCAGAUCCUUCUAGACUUCUUUUCUUGGCGUCAACUUCUACCACCACACUCGUCGUAAUCAAGUUCACCCGCCGAUAUUGUGCUGAGCUGCAUGCACUGUGUGCGAAGCUUGGUCGCGCACCUCAGCUUCUCGCGUUUGAACGUCUCCCUGGGGGUUGGUUUGGUGUCGCCAUGGAUUAUAUUUACCCUAUUUCUAUCACUUUUGACAUUAAUUAA